UCUGUUUUUACAAAGUGUCAAUAUGAGGGCGAGGAAAGAGUCCUCAACCACUCGCAUUCUUCAACUUCUGCUGUUGCUGUUUCUUUCAGAUUCAUACAAGUCUCAUUGCCAUUGCCACCCAUUUCAUAGUGCUGAAGGUAAUGCAGCAAGGACAGAAGGCUCAAUUUCUCCAGACACUUCACCAGGUGUCGAGCCAGAACCCUUUCUUCCCCUUUUGGCUUCUUCACCUUUGAUGCCAUUCCGAAAUUAUAGUAGUGUUCCAACAUUAUCAGGACAAUGUAGACUAAACUUUUCAUCUACUCAAACUGCGAUGAGCAAAACCGCGACCGAUUGCUAUUCUUUCCUUGCUCCAUUUUUGGACAAUGCAAUAUGUUGUCCUCAAUUUCUUGCCACCCUGAUAAUUCUUAUUGGACAAUCAAGCAAAUACUCAGGGUUGCUUGCUUUAGACGAGACACAAGCAAUGACCUGUCUAUCAGAUGUUGAGAAUACCCUUCAGAGUCAAGGUACCGAUACGGAUCUCGGAAACUUUUGUUCAAUUCAUCCAGCGAACCUGACUGAAGGCUCUUGCCCUAUUACCCAUGUAAAUGAGUUUGAAAGCAUUGUUGACUCUGCAAGACUUUUGGCUGCCUGUAGAAAGAUUGAUCCGGUUAGUGAGUGUUGUGAACAUGUUUGUGAAAAUGCCAUAUUAGAUGCCGCUAGAAAAAUUGCAUUGAAGGGUUCAUCGGCUUCUGACGGACGGCGUGACUUGGAGAAGCUCUCAACUAGAAUUGCAGAUUGUAAGAAUAUUGUUCUCCGUUGGCUGGCCGGGAAACUUGACCCCUCUUCUACUAAUGGUGUUCUUAGAGCGCUUAUUAGUUGUGACAUUAAUAAAGUCUGUCCUCUGGAUCUUCCUCAAGUCACAGGUGUUUCAAAAGAAUGUGGAGAUCAUGUGAUAAGCAACAACACUUCUUGCUGUAUUUCCAUGGGGUUUUACAUGUCCUCCUUGCAAGAUCUGAGCCUUCUAACCAAUUUGCAAGCUGUGAACUGUGCCAUAUCAUUAGGCAAGAAGUUACAGAAAGCUAAUGUCACCCAGAAUGUGUACAAUCUUUGCCAUAUAAAACUCAUGGACUUCACUCUCCAAGUUGAAUCUCAAGAGUACUCUGGUUGCCUUUUGCCAAGCUUGCCUUCGGAUGCAACCUAUGACAAUUCUUCUGGACUCGGUAUCACUUGCGAUCUUAGUGACAAUGUUGAAGCUCCUUGGCCCUUUAAUUCUUCUUCUCCAUCGGCUUCUUCCUGCCAUGAGAGUACCAAAAUCCCAGCACUCCCCUCGACUACAUCUGCACAGGAUGGUAUGGACUUCAAUUUGCUUUAA
Tripterygium wilfordii is the source of this 1351-nucleotide messenger RNA. RefSeq lists its product as uncharacterized. Gene Ontology annotation, cellular component: plasma membrane. The coding region runs from base 23 to 1351 and encodes 442 amino acids. Lineage: Eukaryota; Viridiplantae; Streptophyta; Magnoliopsida; Celastrales; Celastraceae. The transcript has 7 exons. The record is from RefSeq and is a predicted model, not a curated record.